Messenger RNA from Dibothriocephalus latus, 615 nucleotides. The record is from the annotation of a GenBank genome assembly. Lineage: Eukaryota; Metazoa; Platyhelminthes; Cestoda; Diphyllobothriidea; Diphyllobothriidae.
AUGCUGUUGACGCUCUCCAUGACGGGUAUCACCUUCUGCGGUGCUGAUGUAGGUGGCUUCUUUGGGAACCCCUCCGAGGAGUUACUGGUCCUCACUUUCGCAUGCUAUGAAUUGCCGUCUAUCAUUCCACCUUUUAGAGAGGCCCUCCGGUUGCGUUACUCCCUCCUACCCUACUGGUACACGCUGUUUGCACGCAGCGAAUUCGAUGCCCAGCCACCCAUGGCGCCGCUGAUGUUCCACUUCCCCACCGAUCCGGCCACUUUUGGCCUUGACAAUGAGCACAUGGUGGGCGAGGCCCUGCUAGUUCACCCUGUGGUCCACGAGGGUGCAAUGAGUGUGGACGCAUAUCUGCCCCGGGGCACCUGGUAUCUGCACAAUGAAUGGAAGGUUUACCAGGGUGGAAAGUCAGUCUCACUGCCUGUCGAUUUGGGCACAAUUCCCGUCUUCCAUCGCGGUGGCUUCAUUGUCCCCAAGAAGGCCCGCACCCGUCGCUCAUCUGGCCUCAUGGUCAACGACCCCUACACCCUGGUCAUCUCCCUGGCUCCCGAGCUCUCCAACAGCGCUACCGGUUACCUCUACCUCGACGACUUCCACUCUGUCGAUGUGUCCACCAGC